CCGUCCCCUCUAAAUUAGGUAUAAUAAACUUUCUAUUUUUCUUUCACUAAACGAAUAAGUGGUCACUCUGCCGCCCAUACUUGUAACAACAGUCUGCAUCAAACCAAGCGUGCUUUCGCUCCCCUUUUCUGCAUUCAUUCUGUCGAUCAGGUUAUUAUUUAAUGGCGAUGGUUCAGGCAUUUCGUCGAACACCUGGUGGAUCGGCCAUCGUUGCAGAUUCGGUUCGGUUUAUUACAUGCUGGAGACAUUUUUCUACGGCUUUUAGAGAGGAAAGAGAUACGUUUGGACCAAUUCAAGUCCCGUCUGAUAAGUUAUGGGGAGCUCAAACACAAAGAUCUUUACAGAAUUUUGAAAUUGGAGGUGACCGUGAAAGAAUGCCAGAACCAAUCAUUCGUUCUUUUGGAAUCCUCAAAAAGUGUGCUGCUAAGGUAAACAUGGAAUACGGCCUUGAUCCAUCCAUAGGGAAAGCAAUAAUGGAAGCUGCACAAGAAGUGGCUGAGGGGAAGUUAAACGAUCACUUUCCACUAGUUAUAUGGCAGACUGGCAGUGGCACUCAAAGUAAUAUGAAUGCCAACGAGGUCAUUGCAAAUAGAGCAGCUGAAAUACUUGGCCAUAAGCGCGGUGACAAGUUUGUGCACCCAAAUGACCAUGUUAACAGAUCACAGUCUUCAAAUGAUACAUUCCCAACUGUUAUGCAUAUUGCAGCUGCAACCGAAAUCAACUCUAGACUUAUCCCAAAACUUAAGCAACUGCAUACAGCCCUACAAGCUAAGACAAAUGAGUUCUCUGAUAUAGUUAAAAUUGGGCGUACUCAUACUCAAGAUGCAACACCCUUGACUCUUGGGCAAGAGUUCAGCGGCUAUACCACACAAGUGAAGUAUGGAAUUGAUAGGGUCAUGUGCACUCUCCCUCGCUUGUAUCAGCUUGCACAAGGUGGCACUGCUGUAGGGACAGGAUUGAACACAAAGAAAGGAUUUGAUGUAAAGAUUGCUGCAGCUGUUGCUGAUGAAACAAGGUUACCAUUUAUAACAGCCGAAAAUAAGUUCGAGGCGCUGGCUGCGCAUGACGCCUUUGUUGAAGCUAGUGGAGCGUUAAACACAAUUGCCACUUCUCUUAUGAAGAUUGCUAAUGAUAUACGGUUUCUAGGAAGUGGUCCACGUUGCGGUCUUGGGGAACUUAUUCUUCCUGAGAACGAACCUGGUAGCAGCAUCAUGCCUGGGAAAGUGAAUCCUACACAGUGUGAAGCUCUAACUAUGGUUUGUGCUCAGGCAAUUGGAAACCAUGUAGCCCUUACAGUGGGCGGUUCAAAUGGACAUUUUGAGCUUAAUGUUUUCAAGCCGAUGAUUGCUAGCACUCUUUUACACUCAAUCAGACUUCUAGCCGAUGCAUCUGCUUCUUUCGAAAAGAAUUGCGUGAGUGGCAUUCAAGCAAAUAGGGAAAGGAUAUCAAAGCUAUUGCACGAGUCACUUAUGCUUGUGACAUCCUUAAAUCCUAAAAUUGGCUAUGACAAUGCUGCAGCGGUUGCCAAAACUGCCCACAAACAGGGAUGCACACUCAAGGAAGCUGCUCUUAAACUGGGAGUGUUGAAUAGUGAAGAAUUCGAUCAGCUUGUAGUGCCGGAAAAGAUGAUUGGCCCCAGUGAUUGAAGCAACAUGUGAUUGAAUGUGUUACGAAGCUGAAACCAUUUCACAGGAAGUUAUUGAGAUAGGAAAUAAAUGAUGAUUUGUGUAUCAUAUUUCAGUUAUUCUUUGGAAGUAUUUUGUUCUUCCGGAGUGACAGACAUUUAUUCAUGGAUGUUGUAGAGGAACUACAUGUCAAUGGCGAUAUUUUUGCCAGAUAACAUUGCUUGAUUUUGUUGCAUAUUUCAGCUGCAAUAAAUGCAAUUAAAUGUUGUGUAAUUGUUAA
Helianthus annuus (common sunflower) is the source of this 1905-nucleotide messenger RNA. Its product is annotated as fumarate hydratase 1, mitochondrial. Bases 162 to 1646 code for a protein of 494 amino acids. The transcript is spliced from 18 exons. The record is from RefSeq and is a predicted model, not a curated record. Lineage: Eukaryota; Viridiplantae; Streptophyta; Magnoliopsida; Asterales; Asteraceae. Gene Ontology annotation, biological process: tricarboxylic acid cycle; malate metabolic process; fumarate metabolic process. Gene Ontology annotation, molecular function: fumarate hydratase activity. Gene Ontology annotation, cellular component: tricarboxylic acid cycle heteromeric enzyme complex; mitochondrion.